GAGCGGUUGGUUGGUUGAUGGGGGAAACAACAACAAGCUAGGCAUCAUGAGGGUCCCCGAAACACUGAUUUGGGCCGCUUUUCUCGUCCAGAAGGUGGUGGGAGAGUACGGCAUGGCCCAUUUCAGUGACAAGGGCAAGAGCAAAGGAAAGGAUUACUGCAUAUUCUUCAACUCACAGUGGGCUCGUCUACCUCAGGACCUCAACAAGGCAUCACGUCUUCAGAUCUAUGACCUGACAACAUCGGUCCUGUGCUCGCCCUCUGACGUCCCGGAGGGUGGCUUCCCAAAUCGCAUCCCCAUGGUGAUGAGAGGCAACUGCACUUUCUAUGAAAAGGUCCGACUGGCCCAGAUUAACGGUGCCAAGGGCCUGCUCAUCGUCAGCAAGGACAGACUGACACCACCAGCAGGGAACAAGACUCAGUAUGAGGAGAUUGACAUUCCUGUAGCGCUGCUCAGCUACUCUGAUAUGCUGGACAUAAGCAAGACUUUUGGUAAAGGAAGACAGGUCGCCAUGUACGCACCCAAUGAGCCGGUGUUGGACUACAACAUGGUGAUCAUCUUUUUGAUGGCUGUAGGGACAGUUGCAAUCGGAGGCUACUGGGCCGGCAGCAGAGACAGCAAGAAACGCUACAUGAAGCACAAACGGGACGACGGUGCGGAGAAGCAGGACGAGGAGACCGUAGACGUCACCCCCAUCAUGAUCUGUGUGUUCGUGGUUAUGUGCUGCAGCAUGCUGGUGCUACUCUACUUUUUCUAUGAUCGCCUGGCCAUUUGGGUCAUCGCCAUCUUCUGUGUGGCGUCCGCUGUCGGCCUCCACAGCUGUCUGUGGCCUUUUGUCAGGAGACUUCCUUUCUGCAAGUGCAGGGUCCCAGAGAACAACUUGCCGUACUUGCACAAACGGCCACAGAUCCGCAUGCUGCUGCUGUCGGCCGUCUGCAUCGGUGUCAGCAUCACGUGGAUGGUGUUUCGCAAUGAAGACCAGUGGGCGUGGGUGUUGCAGGACGCCCUGGGGAUCGCCUUCUGUCUCUACAUGCUUAAAACAGUCAGACUCCCCACAUUUAAGGCUUGCACCUUAUUACUGUCGGUCCUUUUUGUCUACGAUGUUUUCUUUGUAUUUAUUACACCCUUCUUCACAAAGAGUGGGGAAAGUAUAAUGGUGGAGGUAGCGGCUGGUCCCUCUGACUCCUCCACGCAUGAAAAGCUUCCCAUGGUGCUCAAAGUGCCCAGGUUAAACUCCUCUCCUCUGGCUCUCUGUGACCGGCCCUUCUCCCUCCUGGGCUUUGGCGAUAUCCUAGUACCGGGUCUGCUGGUGGCGUACUGUCACAGAUUUGACAUUUUAACACAAUCUUCUAGGAUCUACUUUGUGGCCUGCACAAUCGCUUACGGUAUCGGCCUGCUGAUCACCUUCGUGGCUCUGGCCUUGAUGCAGAUGGGUCAGCCGGCCUUGCUCUACCUGGUGCCUUGCACUCUGCUCACCAGCCUCACUGUAGCGCUGUGGCGCAGGGAGUUGCCCCAGUUCUGGACUGGAAGUGGAUUUGUGCCUCCCAUAGUGCUCGCGCCGAUCAACUGUACACAAACUGCAGCGCCACAGACAGAGGAUCACUCGACUAAACCGGAGCCACAAACCACAGAGGAGGACUCACCCAAUCACCCGCCUCAAGAAACGCCCCCCGCUGAGCGAGACGAGGAGGAAAAUAAAUCUAACUGAAAGGACGUUCCAGUACGGCAUUUUACAUUUCACUCCAUGUUUUAUUUGUUAUUUUUUUGUUUUUUUAAAUUUUGUCUCAGUCAGUGGACAUUUUUAAGUAUGGAUGUUAUAAUUUGCACUUGGUGCAAAAGGAAGAGGAGAUCUGUGCUUUCUGAACGGCUGGCUCAGCGGGGCGCCAGGAUCGGACACACGAGGUCGAGGCAUUGAAACAGACAAACAAACGGAGUACAAAAACCUGCACCGCAGCCCUAACACCUUCUUCUGUUAACAGUCUGUACCGCCUAAAGGGAAAGAAAAGCCAAAUCUGGAAGCUGUUGAACACUAAAUACUCUGACACCGAGCAGAGGCUCUUACCUCUUUAAAGGCCCGGUCACACCAGCGUUCAAAACAGCAAAAAUUCACAACGAAAUCAGUCAUUUCAGUGGAAUCACUGCAGUUAGUGGAUUUGUUCACAGGGACGAGGUAAAUCCCCUAUUUUUUCCAAGUUUAUUGAGCCAUCGUAACGUAUUAGCAGUGUUGCUCCAUCCACUUUAAUAAAUUAUUAAAUGCUCCACAAAAGAGGAGUUGUUUUAGGCAGUUAUGAAGAGCUGCAGCUAUUUGACAGCUGACAGAAAACUAACCAGCAUCCAUUUUGAUAAUCAAAUAAUUGUCAUUUUUUAAGCCUAAGAUUUGCAGGUUUCAGCUUCUUCAUUGUUUUGGUCUCAUACAUGAAAAUUAACUAAAUAUUUUUGGGGUUUUCAACUGUUGAUCAAAUAAAAUAAGACGUCAUCUCAGGCUCUAAGAAAAUACGAAAGGCGUUUUAGAAUUUCUGACUUAUUAAAGACAGAAUUAAUUCAUUAAUCAAGAACUGACUGAAUUAAUAACAGAAGUAAUUAUUAGUUGUAACCCAAUUUUGAACACACCGGCUAUUUUCUGAUGACGAUAAAGCCUCCCUGGGGUGAGGGCCAAUAUUUUGGGCUACCUUCUCUCCCAUGGGCCAGAAUUUCAGGUUAAUCUCGAUGAACAUUGAUCUGCAUGUAACAAAAAUAAACAAAAGAUUGCACUAAUAUAAAGCUAACUUGUGAUCAGGCCUUAGUUUAAUGUGUUCUGCCCCUCUGAAUGGACUAUUUAUCUGCCGCUCAAAUAUAAACGAUCGAUAUCGGAUAUCUGACCUCAACAUAUAUAUGCAGAGUAGUCACCAAUCCUCCACGGACAAAUUCUUCACUGUGCCACUUUCUGGUGUGACGGGGCCUUAAGGAUCUCCGUAUUUUCUCAAAAGCACACUACAUAACAAGCCAUUGUAGCUGUCUUUAUCCCUCCAUUACAAUAUAAACUGUCACAAUAUAAACUACAGCAGUGACGGCAGAAGACUCACUUUUUAAAAUGUGGUGUUACAGAUGUUGACUGAGCCAAAGCUAUCAGAGUUUUGUUGUUUGUUUUUUUUUAAACUGAAGGAUUUGUCGUUUUCUCAUCUUACUUUUGGUAUAUUUUGUUUUGCAUGAUUUUGUUUUUACCCUUUAUACGCAGCCAGGGUUUAAUCUAUAGUGCAGACUGUAUACAUGACUGCGACAGUUAAAACGUCGGCAGACACAGUUUUGUUCCCCUCCAGUAGUUAAUCUUGUGUCUUAAAAGUUGGUUUUGGCCUUAUUGUGUCCAUGUUGGGAGGUGAAGUAGAAUGUGGUCGUCGCUUUAUGAAAAACACGAACUCUUAAUGCUGGUGUGCUGCAGUUUAACGUACGAGCUGAGGAGCGAGUGACGGGUUGUGUUAGUGUUCGUAGAUUAGUUCGUACGAAGCAUUUGCACAAUAUUUUUUAAUUAAUGGGCUGACAAAAGCCGUUGGCUCAUGUAUUUAUAUGUUUAUGUAUACUCAGAAAGGGUUAAAGAAAUCAUGGUUUCUAUAUAUCCAAUAUUCAUCCUGCUUUUGUUUUUAAAAGUCCAUUUGUGACUCGAAGGUUUCAUGAUAAACACCAGAGGUCGACUGCCGCUCUGUACGCCAGUCAAGAUACUGUAUCUUUCCGAUUCAUUUAUGAUGCCUAAAAAUCGAGUUCAACAUUCCCGUGUAGAAGCUGAGGUCAAAAAAAAGGUAAAAUUGAUUUGGUCGGAGGUGAAAUGAGAGCAGCUUCGUUGUCUGGUUGUGUGCCCGCGCUGACUCGACAGGACGGGAGAUUAUUCAUUCACCAGUAACAGUUUGUUGUCACCAAGUGGUUUUUAAAGCCUCUGAUGAGGAAAACGUAUAAUAAAGAAACAUUGUAUUUGA
Molecule: messenger RNA, 3944 nt
Organism: Plectropomus leopardus (leopard coralgrouper)
Lineage: Eukaryota; Metazoa; Chordata; Actinopteri; Perciformes; Serranidae
Gene: sppl2b
Product: signal peptide peptidase like 2B
Biological process (GO): membrane protein proteolysis
Cellular component (GO): cytoplasmic side of endoplasmic reticulum membrane; lysosomal membrane; Golgi-associated vesicle membrane
Molecular function (GO): aspartic endopeptidase activity, intramembrane cleaving
Source: RefSeq, a predicted model, not a curated record